ACAUUCCGAAUCCAUCCAUUAUCUCAGAACUUAGCCCAAAACCCUACAACCAUCACCCUGGUUUCUCUGUCUUCCUCCACAGCUCGAAUCCUCUUACGUCUUUAGACGGCAACUGUGCUGUUUCUCUCUCUAAGGUAGAGAGAGAGGAUCCUAAAAGUAAAGGAAAGAAAUCAUGGCGGACGUGAUGUUAAUGAAUGAGAUAGAGUCUCGGGCAGCCGAGGCUGGUAUCGAUCUUUCCCUUGUCGAUCUCAACUCCAUUCAGCUUCCUCCUGGAGAAAAUUUUGGAAUCAUUAGUGAUGAUGAAGAUGUUUACCAAGAAGAACAGCUGGAUUUUGAGACCGGCUUUGGUAACAUUAUUGUUGUUGAUAAUCUGCCAGUUGUUCCCCGAGAAAAAUUUGAGAAGCUUGAAGGUGUCAUUCGCAAAAUUUAUGGCCAGAUUGGUGUAAUUAAGGAUGAUGGCAUUUGGAUGCCUGUUGAUCCCGAUACCCAGAAAACCUUGGGUUACUGCUUCAUUGAGUAUAACACUCCUCAGGAAGCUGAACUAGCUAAGGAGAAAACAAAUGGAUACAAGUUGGACAGGUCACAUAUCUUUGCUGUCAACAUGUUUGAUGACUUUGACAAAUUUAUGAGAGUUCCAAAUGAGUGGGCACCUCCUGAAUUCAGGCCAUAUGUUCCAGGGGAAAAUCUUCAACAUUGGCUUACUGAUGAAAAAGCUCGAGAUCAAUUUGUGAUUCGUGCUGGCUCAGAUACCGAGGUUUUCUGGAAUGAUGCAAGACAGUUGAAACCUGAUCCUGUUUACAAACGAGCUUAUUGGACUGAAAGUUUUGUACAGUGGUCUCCUCUUGGGACGUACUUGGCAACGGUUCACAGGCAAGGUGCUGCUGUCUGGGGUGGUGCAAGCACCUUUAAUAGGUUAAUGCGUUAUGCUCAUCCCCAGGUUAAACUGAUAGACUUUUCUCCUGGUGAGAAAUAUCUGGUGACCUAUAGCAGCCAUGAACCAAGCAAUCCUCGUGAUGCAAAUAGGAUCGUGAUAAAUGUUUUUGAUGUCAGAACUGGGAAAGUGAUGAGGGAUUUCAGGGGCAGUGCUGAUGAAUUUGCAAUUGGAGGAACUGGUGGUGUUGCAGGGGUUUCUUGGCCCAUUUUCAGGUGGGGUGGUGGAAAAGAUGACAAGUACUUUGCUAAAAUUGGGAAAAACAUGAUCUCUGUCUAUGAAACUGAGACCUUCAGUCUUGUUGACAAGAAGUCUCUUAAGGUUGAAAAUGUCAUGGACUUCAGUUGGUCACCAACUGAUCCUAUUCUGGCACUUUUUGUUCCUGAACUUGCUGGUGGUAAUCAACCAGCAAGGGUGUCUCUUGUUCAAAUUCCUAGUAAAGAAGAAUUAAGGCAGAAGAAUCUUUUCAGUGUUAGUGAUUGCAAAAUGUACUGGCAAAGCAAUGGAGACUAUCUUGCUGUAAAGGUUGAUCGUUAUACAAAAUCAAAGAGAACCACUUACACAGGCUUUGAGCUUUUCCGAAUAAAGGAGCGGGACAUACCCAUAGAAGUAUUGGAACUUGACAAUAAGAAUGAUAAGAUCAUUGCCUUUGCUUGGGAGCCUAAGGGUCACAGGUUUGCAGUUAUUCAUGGGGAUAGCCCAAGGCCUGAUGUAAGUUUUUACUCGAUGAGGACUUCUCAUAAUACUGGUCGGGUUUCAAAGCUCACUACUCUCAAAGGCAAACAGGCAAAUGCGCUUUUCUGGUCACCUUCUGGCCACUAUAUAUUACUUGCUGGAUUGAAGGGUUUUAACGGACAGUUGGAAUUCUAUAAUGUCGAUGAGCUUGAGACCAUGGCAACAACUGAGCAUUUUAUGGCAACAGAUAUUGAAUGGGAUCCUACUGGGAGGUAUGUUGCAACUUCAGUUACUUCGGUUCAUCAUGAAAUGGAAAAUGGAUUCAAUAUCUGGUCUUUCAAUGGCAAGCUACUUUAUCGGAUACUUAAGGAUCACUUCUUCCAGUUCUUGUGGCGGCCAAGGCCACCAUCCUUCUUGAGUCCUGAAAAGGAGGAAGAAAUAGCAAACAAUUUGAAGAAGUAUAGUAAGAAGUAUGAGGCAGAGGACCAAGAUGUUUCAUUGCAAUUGAGUGAGCAGGAUCGUGAGAAGCGGAGAAUGUUGAAGGAUGAAUGGGACAAAUGGGUCAAUGAGUGGAAACGGUUGCACGAGGAAGAAAAAUUGGAGAGGCAGAAAUUGAGGGAUGGAGAAGCCAGUGAUGAAGAGGAGGAGUAUGAGGCCAAAGAAAUAGAAGUAGAGGAGUUGUUGGAUGUUUCCGAGGAGGUUCUUUCAUUUGAAUUUGGACAGGAGUAAGCAAUUGUUAGAAACAUACGCAGAGCUCGUACAUCAUCCGUUGAAGAUUAGAUUCAAUUAGAAGCGCCGAAGUUGUGGAGAUAGACAAAAAGAAAAAGGCUUUGGGGUUUGAUAAAUAGUUCGGUGUUUGAAUUUUUCUUGUAGGGACUUAAUGGUGAGUGUUUUUCUUCAUCUAAAAUCCCUGUGGAUUUCUGUUAAUUUCUUAAAUUUUGUUAGUCCUGAUGAAGAUUUCUCUUGUUCUUUGAUGCGAAUACUUGUUUUCCAACCUGUGAAAUCUAUGCGAUUUUUCUUUAUUUCUGUU
Manihot esculenta (cassava) is the source of this 2636-nucleotide messenger RNA. Its product is annotated as eukaryotic translation initiation factor 3 subunit B. NCBI's taxonomy places the organism in Eukaryota, Viridiplantae, Streptophyta, Magnoliopsida, Malpighiales, Euphorbiaceae. The record is from RefSeq and is a predicted model, not a curated record. Gene Ontology annotation, biological process: translational initiation. The transcript is spliced from 11 exons. The coding region runs from base 173 to 2335 and encodes 720 amino acids. Gene Ontology annotation, cellular component: eukaryotic translation initiation factor 3 complex. Gene Ontology annotation, molecular function: RNA binding; translation initiation factor activity; translation initiation factor binding.